Messenger RNA from Periconia digitata, 2278 nucleotides. NCBI's taxonomy places the organism in Eukaryota, Fungi, Ascomycota, Dothideomycetes, Pleosporales, Periconiaceae. The record is from the annotation of a GenBank genome assembly.
GAUUGUGUUGUACGAAAGCUUACAAACACCGUGGGAAAGUCAAUUUCCACAGCAGCAACUAUGAUUGUGCUCGAUUACAAAGUCACACUCCUACGAUAUAGACUAGGUCUAUCAGAACGAAAUCUAUCCUCGAACGGCUUCUCAGACUGGGAAAGUAUCUUAGGAAUUACGGAAGACGAUAUGUCGCAAAUGCAAUUGCGGCUAGGUGACCGUCGCAAAAUUCAGCGCAUGAUCCGUGACUACGGAUCAUCAUGUCCACCCAAGUGCAAUGAAACGGGAAGCUCCUGGUAUACAACAAAGCAUAAGCGGCCGCAUGAUCAUCAGCAGCAGCCUCGCUCUCAUCGCUCAGUCAGACAUCCAACCGCGGAUGCAUCACUGAGCGAAGGCUCUAGACAGGGACGGGGUCUUGGGGAGCCCACAAUCGUGGCUACGGAACGCCAUAGAUCACCGAUAUGCGACACCACUGUGGGUCAGAGGAGCCCAGCUACAUAUCAGAUUAUGCGCCCUCAAGACGAAUCCGAACCCGUCAGACUAGGACAAGAUGAGGUCUGUCACAUCAGUGUGUCGCUCUGCAUCAACCCAAACCUGUUGGAUACAAAUACACUUCCCCAGGAACCAGUAACGUUGAAAAAUGUCAAGACGUUUCUUCAAUGCACGGGAGCGCUGGUAUAUCUAUGGGACCCCAGUGACGCUAUGCAACAAGUUCGGUCACUCUACCAUCCGGUGGGAGGCACCGUUCCUGCGAAUCUAGUCGAAGUCAUUGCCAUGGCUACUGUGGGAAGCUACUGUGAUGGGACCCUUGAAGAAAAUGCAUCCUCGGACCAAUUUCUCCAACAGUUUGUAUCUAUAUUGUCCUUCCCUUUAUCGAUUGGAACUCUUCCCCGCAUGCGACUUUUCGCGUGUUUGGCUAUCUGUCGGUUGACCAGCAACAUUGAAAGUGCCAGGGUUCUUCUCUUAUGUGCCCUCAAUAUUGGACGAGAGGCAUUCGCGUCUCCGUCAUUCAAAGCCGAAACUCCCAAAGUGAAGUUGCGACACUGGUGGAAAGUAUUCCAGAGUGUAGUUUUCCUGGAAAGCUGGCUCGCAAAUAACACACAUCAAAACUGCCGUGUCAACCACGAGGAUUUGAACCUGUACGAGGCUCCGCUUUCACAAUCUCACAACGUAACUGAGAUCUGCCAAGAACAAAUCUUCCAGCUUGGGCGACUAUCCACAUACGCAUCACUCUUCACGAUGAGAAACAUGGAGGAAUCAUCGGCCAUGGAGGGAAAGCACUACCUGAAUGUUCUCACGCAAUGGCGGGAAUCCCUGCCGCCUCUGAUGCAACUCAGUCAUAUCUGUCUUGACGACCCCACGGUUUCCGACUUCCAAACCAAACACAUGCUCCUACAGUUCCACAUACUUUUCCUCAGUUUGGUCAUUGAGCCGUACAGGAAGUGCAUGCGUGUUCUGGGGAAGGUUCGCAUGGGAAACAUCCCGAUCGGUACUGCAGACCUGGAGGCUCUCACUAGCGUUGAGGACUAUUGUGUGGUUUCUGCAAGACAGUCCGCACGAGUGGCUUCCCUUGUGCAGUUCGACAACUUGGUGCACGCACACUCAUGGACUUUGCUGUAUGCCUGCUACGUCGGAUGCAUUAUUCUGCUUCAUAGCGCCAUGCAAAUGCUUUUACAGGGCAACAGAGACGCGGUCGGUCUGGAACUGGCUCAUGCUUCUUCGCACUUGGGCAUACUCUCGGUUUGCAGCUACAAGAACGAGGUAGCGAGGAGAAUGUACGGUAGGUUACAGGUGAUAUUCAACGACGCGAAGGAUCUUUUGGCGUUACCUACAAACAUCGACUACAUGCAGGUCACCACAUGGGAUGAGACGAUUGCUAGUCCUAAUGAGAUGGUGAUGAAAGUUGCCGUGGAAUGUCAAGAGGCUCUAACAGAACCUACACUUAGCUAGAAGAAGUAUAAUAGCGAUGUAUGUCUUCGUUAUUAAGAUGAACUAAAGAGUCAUGCGGUGUGUACAUAUUUCCAUUACAUCUUUGCAUAGAAAACUCGGCGUGAAUAGAUAUUAGAACAGGUCUCUCUGUAUCGUACCUAGACACUAAUACUUAUCUUAUGUAUCUUCAUGUCAAUUGCUCAGUAAUAGCUUUUUCUUAGGCCAAUAGGGUACUGCUGCAGCGUCCAAAGAAUAUAUAUAAUCCAUAGUGAGUUGUAAUGAGUAUGACUAUUCAUUUUCUUUAUGUUGAAGGCAGAAAUCACUGGAAUGGCAAAUUGUAAAAUUCUGCGGCGACGUC